CAGCGAAACAGUCAUUAUCAUCACAUAUCUUCAACAUAAGGAAAAGCUUCCUCUUUGGAAGGGUUUUAUUUGCUAACCUCGGGCAGAGGGUGACUCCUACUCAGAGUCAACAUUUUGAGUCAAUAGAUAGUUCCUUCUCUCGUAAAGUAGAGACUGUUGGGCAAAUGUGCGCCAUAAGUGACCUAGUGCUAGCGUUGUAGCCUAGGAGCCUGCUCAGAGAGCGAGCUUCAGAGGCUAGUGCGAGCUAACGCUAGCAAAAGCUAGCUAAACUAAAACCAAAUCCGUGAGAUUAUAACUGUAUUCACCGAAAACAUCAGGCGACGGGAGUAACCGUUGAUGUUAUAUCUGCAGGAGAUGUCAAGAAGCAGCAGCAUAAGUGGGAGGGUUCUGUGAAAAGAGCAAGAAGAGGAAGGAUAACACGUGGACUAUAAUCAGGAGUCAUGAAUCUCCAUCAGGUCCUUACGGGAGCUGUCAACCCUGGAGACAACUGUUUCUCUGUAGGAAGCGUAAACAAUGUGCCAUUCACGGCCUAUGCAUCAGGUUGUGACGUGGUGAUUUUGGGCAGUGAUUUUGAGCGGCUGCAGAUCAUCCCAGGGGCCAAACAUGGCAACAUACAGGUCGGCUGUGUCAACUGCUCAUUGCAGGGUGGACAGAUUGCAGCUUCCUAUGGAAGCAUUGUGUGUGUCUUUGAGCCUGUUCAGCAACCAGAUCAAAAAGACGCAUCGUUGACCAAAUUGAACUGCCAAUGGCAGAAGACUGGUCAAUUUGUAUUACAGUCUAUAGUACGGAACCUAGCAUGGCACCCUACAGGUUGCACUCUCCUAACAGGCUCUAGUAGCCUGCAGUUGUGGUCUAAUGUUGAUGGAGUAAAGGACGAAGCUGAUGAAACGGGGCAGCCGGCAGAAAUGAUUAUAAGAGACUGCCGUUCUGCCUGGAGGUGUAUCUGGCAGAGCAAGACUGCUUCUCCAGUCAAUUUAAUGAAGUUCUCUCCUGACGGUGAGUUCUUUGCCACAGCUGGUCAGGAUGAUUGCCUAAUAAAGGUUUGGUACAGCACCAGUAAGUGGAAGAUGGGUGUUACCACACUCUUUACACCUCCAGACGUCAAUAUGAGUGACCCGGGAGAGCUGGCCUUCUCCUUUAUCUACCUGGCUCAUCCCCGCUCUGUCACCAGUUUCUCCUGGAGGAAGACCAGCAAGUACAUGCCACGGGGCGCAGUGUGUAAUGUGCUGCUCACCUGCUGUAAGGACAGUGUAUGUCGGCUGUGGGCAGAGACGCUGUUGCCAGGUGACAGCCUCUUAUCUGGUCACCAUAAAAACAAUUCUUCUGGCCAACACAGUGAAACGCUUAAAUCUUCUGCUGGCCUCUCAAAGAAAAACGGCUGCAAUGGGAAGACACACGGACAAGCUUCACAAGAACUGGAUUUUCAAGAAUCGCGGCACUAUCGGGACAUACCUCAGCUAUCAUGGACCGGCGGCCUGCCUCACCUUCAAAGUGGACACUGUAACCACAAGAAGAGCAGCAAUAACAUGCCCCAUGCCAAUGCUCUCUGCCACUUUCACAUUGCUGCCAGCAUCAACCCAGCCACAGACAUUCCCCUGUUGCCCUCCAUCUCCUCUCUGAACGCUGUGGAUGAUGAGGAACCAGGAGGCCCAUUUUCUGUCCACUGGCUCAACAACAAAGAGCUUCACUUUACUUUAGCCAUGGAAGUCUUUCUGCAGCAGCUUCGAAUUAGUGUAGAGCAACAGAACGAGUGCUCCAAUGAAGAGCCUGAAAAUGAAGAUGACUUUGAAGAAGAGGAGAACAGACUAAGUGAACCCCAAGGACCAGGAACUGUGGAGCUGCCUCUGGCAGCAGUGGAGCACCAGUUGGAUGUGCUGUUAGAGGAGUGGAAUAAAGGGGCUGACAUGCUGUUCAGUAUUCAUCCCAUGGAUGGCUCUUUGUUGGUCUGGCAUGUGGACUGGUUAGAUGAAUACCACCCAGGCAUGUUCAGACAAGCUCAGGUGUCGUUUGCAUCCCGCAUUCCUGUAGCGUUCCCCGCAGGUGACGCCAUCUCCCUGAGCCAAAGUGUGGUAAUGUAUGCCUGCAACAAGAACGUGGAUCUAGCUAUCCAACAUGGCAGACAGCGACCGCCUGGGAGCACAUUGCCUCAAGCCAAAUCUGCUCUAAUAAGCUACGGAGGUCAAGGAAAAUCUGCACCCAGCAGUAGUCUCCGAUUAAGCAUAUUCACCCCCAAUGUCCUUAUGAUCUCCACACAUGCUGAUGGCUCUUUAAACCAGUGGGCAGUCAGCUUUGCAGAGGACUCUGCUUUCUCGACUGUGCUCAGUGUCUCUCACAAGUCACGGUACUGUGGUCACCGCUUUCACCUCAACGACCUGGCCUGUCACUCGCUGCUCCCUCUUCUCCUCACCACCUCACACCACAAUGCCUUGAGGACUCCAGAGGCAGACAGCAUCUUGGUUCCUCCAGAGGCCUCCUCCUCUGGUUUUUCUCAUUCUGCAUCUCUAUCUCGUGGGUCACGACCCACGCGGGUGUCCCUGGGUAUGGUUUCCCAGGAUCCCAAUGCGAUCUACAGUGAGCUGAUUUUAUGGAGAGUGGACCCCGUUGGCCCGCUGUCGUUGUCAGGCGGGGUCUCGGAGCUUGCUAGAAUCAAUUCUCUCCAUGCAUCAGCAUUUGCUAAUGUAGCCUGGCUGCCCACGCUCAUUCCCAGCAGCUGUUUAGGUUUGUACUGUAACUCUCCCAGUGCCUGCUUCGUGGCAAGUGAUGGCCAAUCACUCAGGCUUUAUCAGGCUGUCAUUGAGGCUAAGAAACUUCUGAGUGAGCUCUCCAAUCCGGAAAUAUCAAAAUAUGUUGGGGAGGUUUUCAACAUUAUCAGUCAGCAGUCCACAGCAAAACCAGGGUGUAUUAUAGAACUGGAUGCCAUUACUGACUUUCAGGGGAAGGAGACACAGCUCCUGCAUGUUUUUGAGGAACAUCUGAUUCUUGGCACUGAGAUAACGGAGAGCAUACAUGAAACUCCCGACUCUCCUCGCAUGGCCUCCAGUAAACCAGCCUUCUCAGCCCGCUUUUUUCUGGUGGUGGUAGAAUUAAGCCCAACAGGUCGCUCACUGCUCCACAUGUGGCAUCUCCAUCUUGCUGCUCGACCUGUCACUAUGGAGGAGACUGCAGCUCAUAAGGAUCUCACCACGACUUCUCCCUUGAACGGCUCUCAGUUUGUCUAUGACGCAUCCAGUUCUCCAGUAACUCAGAAGAGUAAAUCCUGCACUUCCAAUCUGCAGAGUGCCUGUCGUCUCAGCCUCACAACACACAGGCUGUACAGCCAAGAGCUGGCUCUUCCAGCAGAAGUGGAAGCCAUCAGUGUUACUCCCUCGGCAGGUCACCUGAGUGCGUCAUGUUCUCUUCCAGCCGGCCACGUGCCUUAUCUCCUUGCUACUUCCUGUUCUGAUGGUAAGGUGCGCUUCUGGAGGUGUAAUGUCAUGACAACAGAACCCCCCACUGUGGACAACUUGGUGUACCAGUGGGAGGAAUGGCCUCUCCUGGUGGAGGAAAAACUUCCCAGCAGCAGCGCAGUAAGUGUGCCAGGCCGGCCCAUUGAGGUCAGCUGCUGUCACGCUGGACGGUUUGCAGUUGCCUACAAGCAGAUGCCUAGCACACCUCUGAACCUAUCUCCUCAUCUGAAUGCUCAUGGACCUCUGGCUUCUCCUCCUGCUUCUGCAUCUUCCCCAUUUGUAAACUACAGCACCACCAACACCUACCUGACCCCGACCCUUAAUGUGCCGCAUAGCCCAAAACCCAUUCACAGCCCUAAUGCAAGCACUCGAGAGCCACUGGUCCACAUUGGCAUCUUUCAGUGUGAGUCCACUGGUGGUUCGCAGUGGAUUCUGGAGCAGACCAUAGUAUUGGACAAUACAGACCCCAUGUCCAGCUAUCCUUUAAGUAGUAGUACCACUGCAAGUGCCAGCAUUCCAAGUAACAUGGAUUUAUCCAUACGAAACGAGAACUGUCUUGGUUCUACUGGUAAGAGUCUGGUUCACUUGGACUGGGUUUCCCAGGAGGAUGGAUCACACAUUCUGACAGUUGGCAUUGGGACAAAGAUAUAUAUAUAUGGUCGUCUGUCUGGAAAGCCUCCAGAUCUGGGAGUGUCUUCUGAUGCUAAUAGAGACCAAAGCUUGUCUCGCCUGGUUCUGCUUCGAUCGGUCAGUCUGUUCUCCUCUGUCGAAGGCUCACCACCUAUCCCAGUCUCCCUGUCCUGGGUACGAGAUGGAAUCUUGGUAGUUGGCAUGGAGUGUGAAAUGCACGUGUACUCUCAGUGGCAGCCUCCAGCACCACCCAAACCGACUGUCACAGUUGCCCAGGACAAAGACAUCAGCAGCAGUGUUUCCUCCAUAAUCUCAGCUGUCAGACAGUGCCAGGAGGAGGGUCUCAGCCCUGGGGCCCCCACUUCUUCACUGACUCUUCCCAAAAAGACCCUGACACGAUCAAUGACGAGUCUGGCUCAGAAGCUCAGUGGGAAGAAAACCGCUUAUGACUUACCUGUAGAAAUGGAAGAUUCUGGUCUUUUUGAAGCAGCUCACCAACUUUUUCCAACUCUACCCCAAUACCACCCUGUACAGUUGCUAGAGCUUAUGGACCUAGGGAAGGUUCACCGUGCCAAAGCUAUCCUCUCCCAUCUCGUGAAAUGCAUUGCUGGAGAAAUCGUAACACUUCAAGACAGUUCCACCAGUCCCGAAAAACGUGUGCGGUCUCGAACCAUCAGUGUUGGGGGCAGCACAGCCACAGAUCAGAAGAUGUUCAGCAAAGCAGAGAACUCGUCCGCUGACUACACAGAGAUAAGCUCUAUCCCUCCACUGCCUCUUUAUGCCCUUCUAGGAGCUGAUGACGACACACCAAAACCUGAUAAAGUGGGCAGUGUGAGUGGAGAUAGUGGGCAUGGUUCCAGCCACACCGAUGCUUAUGAUGAGCUCUUUCACACACCCAACGUGAUGGAUCUGGACCCCCUGGACAAUGAUCAAGAGAAAACAGGAAAUAAGGUUAUAGACCUGUCCCAGUACAGUCCUACAUACUUCGGCCCAGAACACGCCCAGGUUCUGUCCAGCCAUCUCCUCCAUUCCAGUUUGCCAGGAUUAACUCGUAUGGAGCAGAUGUCUCUCAUGGCACUGGCUGACACCAUUGCUUCUACAAGCAUAGACCUCAAUGACAGCCAGGGCAAGAGCAAAGGGGGAGAGACAUUGGAUGAGUGCGGUCUGAAGUUCUUGCUAGCUGUCAGACUUCACACUUUCCUCUCUACUUCGCUGCCUCCAGCCCACAGAGCACAACUACUGCGGCAAGGCUUGUCAACAUGUCACUAUGCCUGGGGUUUCCACUCUGAAGCUGAGGAAGAGCUCCUGAACAUGCUACCUGCAAUGCAAAAGGGAGAGCCAACCUGGCCUGAGCUGCGCUCAAUGGGUGUUGGCUGGUGGCUUCGCAGCACUAACAAGUUACGCAGAUGCAUUGAAAAGGUUGCCAAGGCUUCUUUUCAGAGAAAUAGUGAUCCUCUGGAUGCAGCUAUAUUUUACCUUGCACUGAAAAAGAAGGCAGUGGUUUGGGGACUGUACAGGUCUCAGAAGAAUGCUAAAAUGACAGAGUUUUUCCACAACAACUUCAGCGAGGACCGGUGGAGAAAAGCAGCAUUGAAAAAUGCCUUUUCUCUGCUGGGAAAGCAGCGGUUCCAGCAUUCUGCAGCCUUCUUCCUUCUAGCCGGCUCCCUUAAGGAUGCUGUGGAGGUGUGUAUAGAGAAAAUGCAGGACCUCCAGCUAGCGUUGGUGAUCUCAAGGUUGUAUGAGUUUGAGUUUGAGACGGCAUCCACCUACAAAAAGAUCCUCCAGAGACAUGUUUUAGGACAAGACAAACAGAUUCCGGCACACCAGGACCCAUUUCUGCGGAGCAUGGCUUACUGGGUCCUGGAGGACUAUAGCAAAGCCUUGGAUACUCUACUUGAACAAAAAGCUAACAUUGCCAGAUCUGGGUCUGCUGAGAACCAAUAUGACACUGGUACCUCUUCUGUGUCGGCAUGUAACCCUGAGGUUUUCAACUUUUACACCUACCUGCGUACUCACCCACUCCUCCUUCGCCGGCAUUUUGGCUCAUCAAACAAGGCAAAAGUUGGUCUGACUGCUGAGGUUCGCAGAGCUGAAUCCAUCAGCCUGGAUGAGAGAAGACUGUUUUUCACAGCUGCAUAUGCACAUUUGCAUGCAGGCUGCCCUAUGCUUGCACUCGAAGUCCUCUCCAAGAUGCCCAAAGUCCGCAAGCAUUCUAGACCCCAGGAUGAUACAGGCAACACUGCUGAGCUCAGUGUUGGGAGUAGGAACGGACAAGCAUCGGACCCGGAUUGGUCUCAGUCAGCUCUGAAUGGCUACGAGUCAGAGGGCAACAGCUUAUCAAACAGCCGGUCGGAUUCAGUGUUAAGUUUCGAUUGGAGCCAGCCGUCAGUGGUAGUUCCAGAUGAGCCCCUAGAGCUGAAAUGGGAUAGCGACAAAGAUGAUGAAGAAAAUGAUGAGGAUGAGGAAGAAGAAACUAAAAAUGGCAAGAGUGGCAGCGGUAGUGUGUUCCACGAACCAGUAUCUCUGGUUGAGGAGAGCGAGGACAGCAAUGAUUACAUUGAACCGUCUGAUGACAUCCUGGUGACUCAACUGAAAUUUGCAGCGUGCUUGAAGAUUAUGACCAAUGAGCUCCGGACACUGUCAACAGGGUACGAACUGGAUGGAGGAAAGCUACGUUACCAGCUCUGCCUGUGGUUAGAAAGAGAGGUGGGGGCUCUCCAGCAUUGCUGCAGCUAUAAGCGUUGCCUGCCAGAGCUGUCGGUCCAGGGUGAUGUCCCUGUUUCUGGGUUAGUGGAGGAGGAGCAGCCUGGGAGCCCCCGUGGUGACGGCCACAGGAGCAGGAGACACUGGCUGCAGAGUAACCAGCCCUUACUGAGGAUGUUUCUGAGUUACUGCAGCUUGCACGGCUCACACGGAGGAGGUCUGGCCUCUGUACGCAUGGAGCUCAUACUGCUGCUUCAAGAAUCUCACCAGGAUGACUUCAUCCAAUCUGUGGUGACGGUGACUUCACAGCCCACCUCCAUCCCUCUUUUGAUGGCUUGUACAACCAAUGUAAAGACAGUGGUGGCUAAUCCACUUGUCUAUUUGACCAACCUGACUCACGACAUCCUGCAAACCAUCAGUGCACUCGACUCUCCUCCACAUCCAGAUGUUGUUACCAACGAGAUCUAUGUGAUGCACACACUGGCAGCCUCCUUGUCUGCCUGUAUAUAUCAGUGUUUGUGUGAUGGACACACAUACAGCCACGUGAACCAUUUCACUGGGACUGUGUACCAGAGUGUUUUGCUGUCUCAGAAGCAGCCUCUCAAAACUAUAAGCAUGGAUGAGUCUGUUCAGCCCAACACUUCUCCUGCACAGUGGCCAGGUAUCGCCUCUUUGAUUCGUCUGUUGAGCUCAGCAGGUGAGGAAAGCCAGCCAGGCUUAGCUGUGCUGCUGUGUGAGAUCCUGACUGCUGUCUUCCUCAGUCUGUUUGUUCACGGCAUGGCCACUCACUCCUGCAACGAGCUGUUUCGCAUCAUGGCACACCCACUCAACAGCAAGCUUUGGGUGACAGUGUUUGGAGGAGGCGCUCGAAUCCCUGUCAUCGAAAAACUCAGCAGUCCAACAAGGACACCCCCACCAGCCUCACCAAGUGGCACAGACAGGAAGUCCAAACGAUUCAGGCUUCUCUCAUCACGUAGCGGAUCCAAGGAAGAGUCUGGGAUAGAGAGGGAGGGACCAUUGAGUCCAAAGCACCAUGUCCCUGUUGUGGAACAGGAAGCUCCCUCUAUCUUUAAAGAACAGUUCGUCCCUCCAGAGCUCAGCAUUUGGGAUUACUUCAUCGCAAAGCCUUCGCUACCACCGUCAGAAAACAGAGUUGAUUAUGACUCCGAGGCGAGCCAGGGCAGCGAAGAUGAAGACGACGACGACGAUGAAUAUGAUGAUGUGUUUGAUCCCAACUCACCGCAAAGGGAGCAUUCAAACCACAAUUCGUACAGUUGGUGUUUGAUGCGGCUGGCCAUGGUUCAGCUGGUGCUGGCCAAUCUCAAGUCCUUCUACCUUACGGCAGGAUAUGAUUUGUUAGACCUGCCUGUGGCCUCUCCUUUGUGUCAUGCUGUGCUGAAGACGCUGCAGCGGUGGGAGCAGGUGCUGCAGAAAAGGCUGGAGAUCUUCGGGGGCCCCCCUUCCAAGUAUAUCUCCACCCACCUCCAUGAUGAAAUUGCCACACCUGGCCCUGCCCUCCUCAGGCACAAAGCCCUAUUUGAAGCAUCAAAUACCCCUUUCAGGUCCAGCCACCACUCGGCGCUGCCAGUUAAACGUUUAUGGCACUUUUUGGUGAAGCAGGAAGAAGUGCAGGAGACCUUUAUCAGAAAUAUCUUCACAAAGAAACCGGGCACACAUCAGUCGGUUGAGGACCAGACUGACAAUAUGAAAUGUUCAGGGAUGGACGAGACAGAAAACAAUCAGACCGAGUCAGAUCUGGGCAGCCCUGGAGGAAAAGCACGCAUCAUCCACAAGGAAUCUGACAUCAUCACAGCCUUUGCCAUCAACAAGGCCAAUCGUAACUGUUUAGUCAUGGCCUCCACACAUGACAUUCAGGAGUUGGAUGUGUCAUCCAUCUUGGCUACUCAGAUCUUGACAUGGAUCGAUGAUGACGAGGCUGAAGCCAAAGGUGUGGGUGGUGACGACUUCCUGGUGGUCCAUACACGCGAUGAUUUUGCCGCCCUCCAUGGCACCACGCCGUACACCCACAGUAACCCUGGCACUCCUAUCAACGUACCGUGGCUAGGAGGCGUGCAGACGGGCAGAGGUGCCGCCGUGAUGAUCAAGAGAAAUAUCAACAAUGUGCGAAGAAUGACCUCCCAUCCCACACUGCCGUACUACCUGACAGGAGCUCAGGAUGGUAGCGUGAGGAUGUUUGAAUGGGGUCACUCCCAGCAGAUCAUCUGCUUCCGAAGUCCAGGCAACUCCAGAGUCACCAGGAUACGAUUCAACCAUCAAGGAAACAAGUUUGGGAUUGUGGAUGCUGAUGGAGCCUUGAGUCUCUGGCAGACCAACACAAGCGGGACUACACCGAAACCAUACCUGACUCUGCAGUGCCACAACAAGACAGCUAAUGACUUUCUCUUUGUGGGCUCUUCCUCCCUCAUCGCCACUGCGGGUCUUUCAACAGACAACAGGAAUGUGUGUCUGUGGGACACACUAGUGACUCCUGCUAACAGCCUUGUGCAAGCUUUCAGCUGCCACGAGUCCGGUGCCACCGUGCUCUCUAUGGCCCCCAGGCAGCAGCUGCUUAUCACAGGCGGGAGGAAGGGCUGGAUCAGCGUGCUGGAGCUUUCCCACAAGCACCAGCGGCAGAGCUUCCAGGCCCAUGACUCGCCGGUCAAAGCACUAGCCGUCGAUCCAACUGAGGAUUGCUUUAUCAGUGGAUCAGCUGAGGGCAACAUUAAGGUUUGGAGCCUGAACACGCAUAGCCUCCUUUACACCUUUCCCAACGAACACGCUCGCCAGUCGCUGUUCAGGAACCUCGGCACAGGUGUGAUGCAGCUCGAAGUGGGACCAGCUAACUACAUCUUCUCCUGCGGCGCCGACGGUACCAUGAAGAUGAGGAUCCUCCCGAACCGCUUCAGCGUUACGAACAACAACCACGGCAACCUCAAGAACGAUGUGAAAUUCUUCAUAUAGACAGAAAAGUGUGGCAUUAAAACAGUUUAUGUGA
Messenger RNA from Neolamprologus brichardi, 9774 nucleotides. It is a transcript of the gene dmxl1, whose product is annotated as Dmx like 1. The record is from RefSeq and is a predicted model, not a curated record. Gene Ontology annotation, cellular component: RAVE complex. Lineage: Eukaryota; Metazoa; Chordata; Actinopteri; Cichliformes; Cichlidae. Gene Ontology annotation, molecular function: protein binding. Gene Ontology annotation, biological process: vacuolar acidification.